Messenger RNA from Meira miltonrushii, 456 nucleotides. RefSeq lists its product as uncharacterized. The record is from RefSeq and is a predicted model, not a curated record. Bases 1 to 456 code for a protein of 151 amino acids. NCBI's taxonomy places the organism in Eukaryota, Fungi, Basidiomycota, Exobasidiomycetes, Exobasidiales, Brachybasidiaceae. The transcript has a single exon.
AUGACGCUUCAGCGCUCUUCAUGGCGUGAAAUGUGGAAUGCAUGUCCAAAUGAAAUCCAUAUUGACAAGGCUGUGGAUCUUUUCAAUACAGUGUUGCAAGAGAUCGACAUGUUAGCCGUCUCUGUCAGCGAACUCACUCAGCCUCAAGACAUUUUUGCUGUUCGAUACAUUUCCUCUCUCUGCUCCAUCUUCAGGUCUUCGUAUCCUGCCAUCUUUUCUUCUUUGAACUACUUGGAAUAUCUGGGCCCUGCUAGUUUGGAAUGUGCAGUAAUGCUCCUUCAAUGGCCUGUUACACGCGCGUCAAGUUUGCAAUCUCAACAGCUUCAUUUCCCGUUUAUUUCAAUAUCUGCAAACCAGAGAAGACAAAUUUGCAACGAUGUUGAAGAGCUUGUGGAUACGGAUGAUUCAACAACCCUUCAGGAAGCCAAUCAUUCAGAAAACUUUGUUGGUCUAUAA